Molecule: messenger RNA, 828 nt
Organism: Rhipicephalus microplus (southern cattle tick)
Lineage: Eukaryota; Metazoa; Arthropoda; Arachnida; Ixodida; Ixodidae
Source: RefSeq, a predicted model, not a curated record
AUGACAUAUUCACUUCAUGUCACCCAGGUCAACAAAAUUCUACACUUUGAGCAAGUGCAAGUCGGGGAGUGUGCAGAUGUGAAAUCAAGCACCUCUAUGGAAAAACAUGCAUUUGUGAAGUGUCUAGACCUGGUGAAGAAACAAGGGCUUAUAGUGACAUCGGUGACCACAGACCGGCAUGUGCAAGUUACGAAGUAUAUGAGGACACAAGAGCCCACCAUCCCACACUUCUAUGAUGCUUGGCACAUCUCAAAAGGCAUCAAAAAGAAGCUGGCCGUCCAUACAAAGAAAUCAGGAUGCAGUGUACUCCAGCUGUGGAUUCAGCCAGCUAUCAAUCAUUUGCAUUGGUGUGCAGCCAUGAGUGAUGGCAAUCCAGAGCUGCUUACAGACAUGUGGAAGAGCAUGGAGCGGCAUGCUGCUAAUAUACACUUAAGGCAUGCCGGUCUGUACACGCAUUGUGCCCACAGUGACCUGGGAGAGAGGCAAUGGCUAGUUCCUGGCACCCCUGCACACAAGAAGUUUGCCGAUGUUGUUAUGGCACCUCGUCUCCUGAAAGACAUUCGGCAACUGGCUCCUUCUACACACACCUUUAGCUUGGAGGCCUUUCAUAGUGUGCUGAUAGGUUUCGCACCAAUGUCUGUAUGCUUCUCAUCUGAUGAAAUGCGUGCAAGGACGCAACUGGCAGUUCUCCACUUUAAUGAAUAUUCAAGCAACAGACAAGCAGUGACAACAAAAGGGCAAUCGUGCUGGAAAAUUAAGCACCCAAAAGCAAGGAAAGGCACGGCUGUAGCUUGCCCCGUGAAAGCCCAACCUACAUAUGAUAAGUAG